AUGUCUGAGCCGGCCCACAUGUACUGGCUGGAGAUGAAGAUGACCGCCAAGAGUGAGGAGAAGUGCAGCCGCUUCCUGUCGAAGUUCACCUCUGUGCUGGAGCUCUUCCACCUUGGCGCGAUGGCAACUGCUUCCUGCCAGGGGGCCGAGAUGACGAUCCAGUCGUCUCCCCGCCCUUUCCCAGAAGGAGCUGAGCCAGUCAUGCAGAUGUUCCUCGCGCAGGUGGAGCACAUCAACUACACCGAGUCGACACUUGCAGACAUCAGCGAGGUACUGGCAGACAAGGACUCACCUAUACUGGCAGAGGUGGCCAAGGGCUUCCGGGCCGAGUUCGAUGUCCGUGUCACCAAGGCCCUGCAGCACGCGAUCAUCCAGAAAAUGGAAUCACUGAUCCCCGCUCGCCCGGAGUCGGAUUGCGGUCAGCACGAGCAGCCGUGCGUGUUCCAAGACGGAUGUUGCUCCACCUUGUCUUGCGUGGUGCCCACGUUGGAAGGAUAUGACGUGGAGGCUUGGAAGGAUGAGCAGUGCCGCUACAACUCCUCGUCGUGCCGCGAGUACUGCCUUGGCCCCGCAGGGCCUGAAAUCGUGGGGCUCCAGAACGUCCAGAAGCUGGUGAAGAUUCUCGUCAGCUUGUUCAAAGGCGCCUCAUCGGACACGCGUUUUGCAUACGAUGACGCCAAGCGGGUGGAGCUCCUCCGUAUGGUGCCGGUGCUCAAUGCAUCCUACAACGACGUCGUCAGAAUGGCGAAACAGCAUCUCUUCCUUGUCAACGCCUCUCUUACCAAUGCAGCGAUGGCCACGCAAAUCACCCCCGUUGCCGAGGCAGUACAAGAGGCAGCAGAGUGCCUUGACACAAUCGACUCCGUCACCGUCAAGAACCUACCCGGCCUGAAAGCUGCCCUGACCUUCACGGGCACGCACCAUUUCAUGCUGCUGGACAGCUUGAUCAAGGACACUGGCGUCAUGGGCCUCUUCCGCACGGACGCCCCAGCAGGUGAGUCGUUGGCUCAGACGGGGUCCGUCGACCCCAUGGAAACUCUUCAGGAUGCCGUUCUCAAGGCGGAUGAGAAAGUGGAGGAAGCCGUUGAGUCGAUCGACAGCGAGCUCCCGGCACCCUCGAAGUUGGCGCCGGUGAAGGCCAGCUUCUCCUUUGGCCCUUCCCUUGAUGACUUCCCGACGCCCAACAGCGUCACCUACGCGAUCUACCACGGUGACACGGCCGCCACCGGCGACGGCACGGGCGAUUGGACCGUGGAGGUGAAGCUUACCGCCAAGGACGCCGAGCUCGCCAACAGCUUUGUGAAGCGGGUGACCUCCACGCUCGGCAAAGUGUCCAUGGGGCACCUCGUGUCAGCUACCGCUGCGGGGAAAACCGUCAUCCUGGAGAGCAUGCCUCUCCCAUUUCCGAACAAGGCCAUGGCCGCCGAGUCGAUCAAGAUGCUCAUGAAGCACGUGGGCCACAUCAACGCUACCGCGCUGAUGAACCAGGACGUGCACUACCUGGUGGAGCAUCCGGACGAGCCGCUGUGGAAUCAGAUCGGGCAUGGCUUCAAGUUCCUUCUGGAUGCCAGUCUGACCGAAGCUGUGGAGAAGAUCUUGGUUGACAAGGCCAAGCAGGCUGCAACGAAGAGCUCCGAAUGUGGCGCUCUCGAGGCCUCUUGCGAUUUUGAACCCGGCCAGUGCUGCUCCCUGGAGAAAUGCACCAGUGACCCUUCGCAAUGCUCUUUCAACUUCACGUGUGCCCCGGUUUGCGCAAGUUCCAAACCAGACCCUCGUCAGUUUGCCAAAGCAUUGGCAGAGAAGAUGGUCCAGAUGUUUGCCGGAGCCUCCACAGAUGUCCGGGUGGCCUACGAUGAGGACGCUCUGCAGGAGCUCGACGGCGUGCUGGGCGGUAGUCUGCCCAUAUUCAACAUGACAUUCCGAAGUCUGCAGCAGAUGUACGCAGGAAUGGCAUACGCGAUCCCUCCGGAUGUGCGGGGAAGCCCCAUGGCUUUGGCAG
Symbiodinium natans is the source of this 1999-nucleotide messenger RNA. Lineage: Eukaryota; Dinophyceae; Suessiales; Symbiodiniaceae. The record is from the annotation of a GenBank genome assembly.